AUGGUGUGCACCACGCCGACGGACCGAUCCGUCGUGGCGUCCGAGGACAAGCUGGAAUGGAACGUCGAUGAGGAACGUAAGGCCAAGAGGAAAAUCGACAUGACUGUGUUGCCGCUACUUGUCUUGGGUCUACUCAUGUUCCAGCUCGACCGCAUGAACCUGGCUUCAGCACUUACAGCCGGCUUCGCGAGGGAUAUCAACGUCAGUCAGGAUACCAUCAAUCUGGGGAACCAGCUCAUGUUUAUGGGCACUGUUGUCCUGGAGAUUCCAUGCAACUUGCUCUUACAAAGGGUCCUUCUCUUCGGCACCGUCGCCACGCUGCAAGUCCUCGUCAAGAACCGCGCCGGCUUCCUCGCCAUCCGCCUCAUGCUCGGCCUCGCUGAGGCCGGGUACAUCCCCGGAUCAAUGUACACCCUAUCCAACUGGUACCCUAGACAUGAGCUGGCGAAGCGCAUUGCGGUGUUCAUGUUUGGGCAGUUUGGCGGCAACGCUCUGAGUCCGCUGCUUGCUUCUGGGAUACUGAAACUGGCAGGGAAGGGUGGGUUGACGGGUUGGCAAUGGCUUUUCUUGAUUGAGGGCCUGGCGACUCUUGUCGUUGCCAUGAUGCUCGUCUUCCUCCUCCCCGGAUCCCCUGACACGCCAAAACCCCUCGGAAGCCAAGGGCUGAUUCGAUUCUCGACAAGACAACAGCAGAUUCUACAACAGAGAAUGCAAAUCGAUGAGCCCGGGAAGAGCGAUGGAGUACAAGGUAUCGAGAUCCCUUGGGCCCUCGUCUGGAAGACAGUCAAGCACUACAAGAGAUGGCCACACUACGUAUCCACCUUUUGCGUCUUUUCGACAUGGUCGCCGCUAACCACGUAUACCCCUUCCAUCAUCAUGUAA
This is a messenger RNA of Colletotrichum fioriniae, 882 nucleotides long. The record is from RefSeq and is a predicted model, not a curated record. Lineage: Eukaryota; Fungi; Ascomycota; Sordariomycetes; Glomerellales; Glomerellaceae.